GCGCUACACAUAUCAUUAGAGGUGACUACCUGGGGAUUUCAGGUGGUGCUAACCGAUCCGGCAAUAGCUGUACGAGGAGCUAUUGAAAGGGCUCAGGAGUUAGCAAAAGUAAUUCCAAAUGCCUUCAUCCCUAAUCAGUUUUCAAAUCCGGCAAAUCCUGAAGCACAUUAUCUAACCACUGGACCGGAAAUUUGGAAGCAGACAAAUGGCAAGGUUGACAUUGUGUGUUUCGGAGUUGGGUCAGGUGGAACAUGUACGGGAGUCGGUCGUUAUUUGAAGGAGAAAAAUCCAAACAUACAGGUAUAUCCUGUGGAGCCGUACGAAUCAUCUGUCAUUAAUGGGUUGCCGCACACACCACACAAGAUUCAAGGCAUGGGCAUUGGCAUGAUACCGGAGGUAUUAGAUCGAUCACUCUUCAACGAAGCUCUGCGAGUGCAUUCCGACGACGCCAUCGCGAUGGCGAAACGACUCGCACUAGAAGAAGCGAUUUUGGGAGGCAUUUCGUCUGGAGCCAACGUCUGCGCAGCUAUUCAGCUCGCAAAACGCCCAGAGAACAAGGGUAAAUUGAUAGUGACGACCGUGAACAGUUCUGGAGAGCGUUAUUUGUAA
Messenger RNA from Haemonchus placei, 609 nucleotides. The record is from the annotation of a GenBank genome assembly. NCBI's taxonomy places the organism in Eukaryota, Metazoa, Nematoda, Chromadorea, Rhabditida, Trichostrongylidae.